This is a messenger RNA of Durio zibethinus, 1597 nucleotides long. The record is from RefSeq and is a predicted model, not a curated record. Lineage: Eukaryota; Viridiplantae; Streptophyta; Magnoliopsida; Malvales; Malvaceae.
UGAACUCUAUCUUCCCUCCCUCAGGCUCAUGGCCCUUCUUAUCUUCUUGUCUCUACACCCUCCGAACCCUCCUCAAGGCCCCCAACUUAACUCUCUCAUCACUCCAGUUCCAACAACCGUCAUUAAAACUCUCAAUACUAAGAGACAGUUUAUCACUAAUACUACUUCGGUUUGCAUCAAUUUUUUGGCCCAACAAAACCCACUUCCACAAUCUUUAGCCGAAACCUCCACACCUUCUAAGCCAGCUUUAAACAUUGCAAACACCAAAUCUUGGUUCCAAUUCUAUGGUGAUGGUUUUGCCAUUAGGGUUCCUCCUGAGUUUGAGGACAUCAUGGAGCCUGAGGAUUUUAAUGCUGGAGCAUCCCUGUACGGGGACAAAGCAAAGCCUAGAACUUUUGCAGCACGAUUUGCAACUACUGAUGGAUCUGAGGUUUUGAGCGUUGUCAUUCGCCCAACCAAUCAACUCAAAAUCACCUUCCUAGAGGCCCAAGAUAUUACUGAUUUGGGUUCCAUAAAGGAGGCAGCUAAAAUAUUUGUACCAGGUGGAGCAACUCUUUUCAAUGCCCGAACCAUAAAAAUAAAGGAAGAUGAAGGUUUCAAGACUUACUAUUUCUAUGAAUUUGGAAGAGAUGAACAACACAUUGUACUAGUGGCCACUGUUAACAGUGGAAAGGCUAUUAUUGCUGGAGCAACUGCUCCACAGUCCAAGUGGGAUGAUGAUGGAGUGAAGCUACGUUCUGCAGCAAUCUCAUUGACAGUUCUGUAGCCCUUUGCACAACAACUUAUUUGGCAGGUUUGUUGAGUUGCGUAUCCAAUUUGUACAAGAAACAGAUUGGUUUAGGAAUUGAUCUGUGGUCAUUAUCUUAACAUAGACUUCAUAUAAGAGAUUCAUCAGCCUUUUUUGUCCUUUUCUGUUUAAUUGACAAUUCUCGAUUCAUUUCUAGUCUUCAUGUGGGCAGCCCUAUGUCUUGCUUAACAUCAACCCUUAACAUCUACUGAAGAAUCAGUGCCUAAAAAACUCAUGUUCUCCACCCCAACAAUCUUUCACGGUCACGGACAAAACCAACAUAGGAAAGACAUCGGUUUGGGCAAAGCAUUGUCCUUGAGAACAUGAAUAUGUAAGUAGUUUUGAGUGAACCACUAUCUUUCUUCUAGCUAUAAUGAGAAUUAUCUGCCAAAAUCAACAUGCAGAAAGCUCUUUUGCAUUAUUGGGUAAUUCCCCAAGUCAUGACAACAUAAAGGGUCAUUUCCUAUGUAUUUUCUAUAUCCUUUUCCUCACAAAAAUGGUGGGGAAAAAUAUUAUUGAAUCCCAUGUCCAAAUCACAAGUUGUUAUGAAAGGAAAUUUUUAUUCAGAUUCAAGUUAGCACUAUCACUAGGUAACACUAGAGAAAAUCAGCUUUAUGCAAUUUUAACUUAGCCUGUUGCACCCAGUGCACAAGGCUCCCCACUUGUGAGGGUACGCAGCUUUUUCUUUACAUUUUUGUAGAGAGACUGUUUUCAGGAUUCAAAUCUGUAAUCUACCGGUCACAAAGACCAUUGCUCCAAGGCUCGCCUUCUUGUUUUGUGAUACAUAAGGGAAAUAUAUAUAUAUAUAUA